GAGUCAUCGCCCUAGCAACGCAAGGAGCCGCUUGGGAAAGAUCCCGCCUGAGGUUCUCGUCUCUGCUUCCACACAAGGUGCAGGAGGCUGCCCAGGAGCUGUGGCGUGCAGAGAUGGACUGCGACUUAACUACGAGCCCUGGAUAUCCUCCCGCCACUUCCAAGGGCCAGAUGAUGGAGGAGCGUGCCAACCUGAUGCACAUGAUGAAACUCAGCAUUAAGGUCUUACUCCAGUCUGCCCUUAGCCUGGGACGCAGUCUGGAUGCAGACCACGCCCCCUUGCAGCAGUUCUUUGUAGUGAUGGAGCAUUGCCUCAAACAUGGGCUGAAAGUUAAGAAGAGUUUCAUUGGCCAAAACAAAUCUUUCUUUGGUCCGUUGGAGCUGGUGGAAAAACUUUGUCCUGAAGCAUCAGAUAUAGCCACCAGUGUCAGGAAUCUUCCGGAAUUAAAGACAGCCGUGGGAAGAGGCAGAGCUUGGCUUUAUCUUGCUCUCAUGCAGAAGAAACUGGCAGAUUAUCUGAAAGUCCUCAUCGACAAUAAGCAUCUCUUAAGUGAGUUCUAUGAGCCCGAGGCACUAAUGAUGGAGGAAGAGGGCAUGGUGAUUGUCGGUCUGCUGGUGGGACUCAAUGUUCUGGAUGCCAAUCUCUGCUUAAAGGGAGAAGACUUGGACUCUCAGGUUGGAGUGAUUGACUUUUCCCUCUAUCUGAAGGAUGUGCAGGAUCUCGACAGCGGCAGAGAGCAUGAGAGAAUUACCGAUGUCCUCGAUCAGAAAAACUACGUGGAAGAACUUAAUCGGCACUUAAGCUGCACAGUUGGGGAUCUUCAAACCAAGAUAGAUGGCUUGGAAAAGACGAACUCAAAGCUUCAAGAAGAGCUUUCAGCUGCAACAGACCGAAUUUGUUCCCUGCAAGAGGAGCAGCAGCAGCUGAGAGAACAGAAUGAAUUAAUUCGGGAAAGAAGCGAAAAGAGUGUGGAGAUAACAAAACAGGACACCAAAGUUGAGCUGGAGACUUACAAGCAGACCCGGCAGGGCCUGGACGAAAUGUACAGUGAUGUGUGGAAGCAGCUGAAGGAGGAGAAGAAAGUCCGCCUGGAACUAGAAAAGGAGCUGGAGUUACAGAUCGGAAUGAAGACGGAGAUGGAGAUCGCCAUGAAGCUACUGGAGAAGGACACCCAUGAGAAGCAGGACACGCUCGUCGCCCUCCGCCAGCAGCUGGAGGAAGUCAAAGCAAUCAACUUACAGAUGUUUCACAAAGUCCAGAAUGCAGAGAACACUUUACAGCAGAAGAAUGAAGCCAUUGCCUCCUUUGAAGGAAAAACCAAUCAAGUGAUGUCCAGCAUGAAACAAAUGGAAGAAAGGUUACAGCAGGCGGAAAGGGCCAGACAGGGGGCGGAGGAGCGGAGCCACAAAGUCCAGCAGGAGCUCAGCGGAAGGGUCAGCGCCCUGCAGCUCCAGCUGGCCCAGCUGCGCGACCAAUGCUCAGGUCUAGAGAAAGAACUGAAAUCAGAAAAAGAACAGAGGCAAGCUCUCCAGAGAGAGUUACAGCGUGAGAAAGACACCUCCUGUCUGCUCCAGACAGAGCUACAGCAAGUGGAAGGACUGAAGAAGGAGCUACGGGAGCUCCAAGAUGAGAAGGCGGAGUUACGGAAGGUCUGUGAGGAGCAGGAGCAAGCCCUCCAGGAGAUGGGACUGCAUCUCAGCCAGUCCAAACUAAAGAUGGAAGACAUAAAGGAAGUAAACAAGGCACUGAAGGGCCACACAUGGUUGAAAGAUGAUGAAGCAACCCACUGUAAGCAGUGUGAGAAGGAGUUCUCCAUUUCCCGGAGAAAGCACCACUGCCGAAACUGUGGCCACAUUUUCUGCAACACGUGCUCCAGCAACGAGCUGGCCCUGCCCUCCUACCCGAAGCCGGUGCGUGUGUGUGACAGCUGCCACACCCUGCUCCUGCAGCGCUGCUCCUCCACGGCCUCCUGAGGCCGGCAGCCACCAGCAGGGACCUUAACCUGCUGACCUCCACCCUCCGAGUGGAGGAAAGCCUCAGGUACAGUGCCAAACUCUGCGUCUCCAGAGACCUGCCAGGGCCCAAGAGAAUCACAGGAGAGAAUGAAGCCCUCACCAGGCUGUCAGCCUCUGACGACAGCGCCGGCGGCAGCUGAGCAUUUGUCCACGGUUCGUGUGGAGCCAGCUCCUCCGGUCCGACACGUCUGUGUCCUCGGUUAUGUCCUGGCUCUGGGACAGGUGGAACCUCAUGACUUUGCUACUGUCACUUCCACUUUUCAAAGGACUAACCUGUCCUGCAGCAGUCGCACUGGUACAGCAUCAUCUCUCCUACCCACAUCCCAUAGAAACCUCCAUUUCUGCAGUGCUUUGGACUCAUGGGUCUGUCAGUGUGCCUUGUCUGCUUCCACACCCACCAUUUGCCAUCAUGCCCCUGUCAACACCUAUCAUUGGCCCUGCAAUAAAAUCCUUUAUUUUUCA
Peromyscus maniculatus bairdii (prairie deer mouse) is the source of this 2477-nucleotide messenger RNA. RefSeq names its product RUN and FYVE domain containing 1 (gene Rufy1). Gene Ontology annotation, cellular component: cytoplasm; intracellular membrane-bounded organelle. The record is from RefSeq and is a predicted model, not a curated record. Gene Ontology annotation, biological process: protein transport; regulation of endocytosis. NCBI's taxonomy places the organism in Eukaryota, Metazoa, Chordata, Mammalia, Rodentia, Cricetidae. Gene Ontology annotation, molecular function: metal ion binding.